CUGAACAAACUGUUACCGCUGCGAUGAUGGAUCUGGAAGGAAGAUCACCCAGGAGGACGAGCGGUCGUGAUCAAGAGCAAGAGCAAUGUGUGGCACUGAAGAAAGAAGACAGAGGAAUCCAAGAAUCGAAGCCACACGUUUUUGUCCUUGGGACGAUUUCGUAACCUUUGCACGCUUUUUGCUUCCUCCACUCACUGAACAUUUCUGCAUUCAAUUAUGAUGGCUGUUUCGCGCUCAGAUCUGCUAGCUUGGUUGAACGAGCUUCUGCAACUGAACUAUACCAAGAUUGAACAAUGCGGUACCGGCGGAGCCUACUGUCAAAUCCUUGACUCCAUCUAUGGCGAUCUUCCAAUGGCGCGAGUUAAGAUGAACGCAAAGCACGAGUACGAAUUCGUCGCCAAUUUCAAAGUCAUGCAGAACGUCUUCAAAGCAAAAAAAAUCGAUAAGCCUAUACCCAUCGAGAAGCUUGUCAAAUGCAAGAUGGACAAUCUAGAGUUCUUGCAAUGGAUGAAGCGAUUCUGGGAUUCCAAUUACGGCGGACAGGGAUAUGACGCAGUUGGACGUAGACGUGGUGCACCAGCUGAACCGCCAGCGACCAUUGCUCCGCUUUCGACGGGGGCGCGCAGCGCCAGUACCGUUCUGGGGGUUGGUCGAUCCGGUGGAAAGACACCUAUCAGCGGACAUCGGGCAGGCUCUACGCAACCCAAUGAAGCCAUGCAGGCAUUGCAGACCCAGCUCCGCGAAAUGUCGACGCAUAUGGAAGGCUUGGAGAAGGAAAGGGACUUCUAUUUUGCAAAGCUUCGGGAUAUCGAGAUCCUCGUUCAGCAACAAUCAGAGACACUGGAGAGCCAAGGCAAGGAAGAUGAUAACCUUAAAGAGAUUCAAAAGAUCCUCUACUCAACAGAGGAUGGUUUCGAAGUUCCUGAGAAUGCUCCCGUCGAUGAAGAGGAAACUUUUUGAUUGCGCAUGCCGCUGGAGUAUAGGAAGAAGUCUUUGUGUCAUAUCCUAUGAUAUCACCUCUACCCUC
Messenger RNA from Suillus subaureus, 1027 nucleotides. RefSeq names its product microtubule binding protein. The transcript has 6 exons. Gene Ontology annotation, cellular component: microtubule organizing center; cytoplasmic microtubule; microtubule plus-end. Gene Ontology annotation, biological process: spindle assembly; protein localization to microtubule plus-end; regulation of microtubule polymerization or depolymerization. NCBI's taxonomy places the organism in Eukaryota, Fungi, Basidiomycota, Agaricomycetes, Boletales, Suillaceae. The record is from RefSeq and is a predicted model, not a curated record. Gene Ontology annotation, molecular function: microtubule plus-end binding. Bases 217 to 960 code for a protein of 247 amino acids.